AUGGGUCGAAAAUAUUAUUGUGAUUAUUGUGAUAAACGAUUACCAGCUGGUUUAAAUCAUCGAAAAAGACAUAAUCGAGGAAUUCAACAUAUUAAAAAUAAACGAACUUAUUAUCUUCAAUUUCAAGAUCCUGUUGAGAUAUUAUUGAAUGAAAAAACAAAAAAAAUUUGUAAUAAAUGGAAUCAAAGUAAUUCAUGUCCUUUUGGUGAUAACUGUAAAUAUUCACAUCGAUCAAAUUAUGAACUUAUACAAUUAAUUGAACAAGCAAAACAAAAUUUAAACAAUCAAUUAAAUUUUGAUGUUCAUCGAUGGAUACAAAAAAGGUUACCAAAUGAAAUUCUCUUACCUGAAUCUCUUACUUCAUAA
Messenger RNA from Rotaria sp. Silwood1, 366 nucleotides. The record is from the annotation of a GenBank genome assembly. NCBI's taxonomy places the organism in Eukaryota, Metazoa, Rotifera, Eurotatoria, Philodinida, Philodinidae.